Sarcophilus harrisii (Tasmanian devil) is the source of this 1610-nucleotide messenger RNA. Its product is annotated as keratin, type I cuticular Ha8-like. The record is from RefSeq and is a predicted model, not a curated record. The transcript is spliced from 7 exons. Lineage: Eukaryota; Metazoa; Chordata; Mammalia; Dasyuromorphia; Dasyuridae. The coding region runs from base 56 to 1297 and encodes 413 amino acids. Gene Ontology annotation, molecular function: structural molecule activity.
UGGCUCUUCAGGUUUCAUCAGGAGUGGAAGACUUUUGGAACCUCAAGCUGCCUCCAUGUGCUUUUCUGCAGCGAUGGCCCAUAACAAUCGAGUUCGUGUUGGAACAACUUCUUUGGGUCGACCCAGCCUCUGUCUGCCAAACAGCUGCUGGUCAGCCUGCCCUCUACCAGGGGCUGUCAACAUCCCUGCCAACAUUGGGAACUGUGGGAAUUAUGGUGAAGGCUUCUUGAAUAGUCAUGAGAAGGAGACCAUGCAGUUCCUCAAUGACCGUCUGGCCAACUACCUAGAGAAGGUGCGGGAACUGGAGAGGGAGAAUGCAGAGCUGGAGACCAAGAUUCAGGAGUGGAGCAAGUGCCAUCCUUCUUUUGUGUGCCCAGACUACCAAUCUUAUUUCAGGACUGUGGAGGAACUCCAGCAGAAGAUCCUGUGUACCAAGUCUGAGAACACGAGGCUGGUCGUACAGAUUGACAAUGCCAAACUGGCUGCUGAUGACUUUAGAACCAAGUAUGAGACUGAACAUUCUCUCCAUCAGCUGGUGGAGGCUGAUAUUGGAAGCCUGCGUAGGAACCUGGAUGACCUCACUCUGGCUAAAUGUGACCUGGAGGCCCAAUUGGAGUCCCUAAAGGAGGAAUUACUGAGCUUCAAGAAGAACCAUGAGCAGGAAGUUCAAAACCUGCACCGCCAGCUGGGAGACAAACUCCACAUUGAACUGGACACAGCCCCACCUGUGGAUCUCAACCGGGUGCUGGGUGAGAUGAGGUGCCAGUAUGAGGCCAUGGUGGAGACCAACCAGAAUGAUGUGGAGCAGUGGUUCCUGGCUCAGAGUGAGGGCAUCAGUAUGCAGGAAAUGUCUUGUUCAGAGGAGAUACAGUGCUGUCAGUCUGAGAUCUUGGAGCUAAAACGCUCAGUGGAUGCUCUGGAGGUUGAGUUGCAAGCUCAGCACAAGCUGAAAGAGUGUUUGGAAAACUCCUUGUGUGAAUCUGAGGCUCGCUACAGUACUGAGCUGGCCCAGAUGCAAUAUCUGAUCAGCAAUGUGGAGGAGCAAUUGUCUGAGAUCAGGGCUGACCUGGAACGCCAGAACAAUGAAUACCAGGUGCUCCUGGACGCUAAAGCCCGGCUGGAGUGUGAAAUCUCCACCUACCGAAAUCUGUUGGAGAGUGAAGAUUGCAAGCUCCCCUGCAAUCCAUGUGCUAAUUCGGUAUCCUGUGUCCCUUGUCCACCUCCUGCUGCCUGCGCAUCCUGCCUUCCAAGUGCCCCACGAUCUAUCUGUGCUCCCUGCUCAUCAUCUCGAUGCUGAAAGUCUGACCAGACCAACAUACUUACCUUAUGGAAAAAUCUUCAUCUCCUGAGGUUUUGUCUGAUGGACCACUAGAAGAACCACUUAAUCCCUUAUGGAACCUCUAAGAUUCUCAACUUUCCCAUCAUUCUGAACUUGUAAACAGACUUGAUUUGUGUUUUAAAGUUUGGAAUAUUCGCUCUCUUAAUGUAGAAUGCCUUUAUCCCAGGCUACAUUUAUAUAUAUUUAUAUAUUCAGCUUCCUAACUUCUCUCUUUUACUAGUUCCCUAUCUUCUGUGAUACAAUCAAAAAUCUUGUUAGUUAAUAAACUUUU